UGCAUACAAGACAACUUUGUGCUGAACUUUCAUCUGUCACGACAACAAAACUAACAACUUUCCAACAUGGAGUGAACAAAUCUGCUGUAAUUUACUGUAAGGAUAAACCAAUGGAACCAACAAAUAACAACAACGAGGACCCGAUAUUAACUCCAGACCCAGGAGGACAGAAAGAAAAGCAGUCACCAGUAGAGAACGUGUUUGGCCGACAGCUGAGUGAACCAGGGAGGUUUGCGUACGCUGGGUUAUGUGGUGUGUCACUGGGACAGCUCUUUCAUGGACACGAGCAAAAACGUUUUCGUGAGGCAUAUCUGGAGGGUCUGGUUCAGUGGCUGAAUCUCGAUGAGUCGGUCAUGCCGGUUAUGCAAGCUUUCCUGACAGGACUCGGGUUCGAAGGCACUGACACCUUCCUGUCCAUUUUGCACGCAGAGCCACUGCUUCGAGCCGGAGCUUUACCCAUCACUCAUGAUCUCGUGUCUUUCUCUGUCAAAGAUGGACAUUAUGAUGCCAGGGCUCGUGUUCUGAUCCGACAUGUCAGCUGUCUCCUGCGUGUGACCCAACAGCAGCUGGAGGAUUUUGAAGAGACCCUCGGAGAGAAAUUGAGAGAGGCUGGAGAGGAGAGCGAAGAAGAGUCUUCAAGACGGCAGAAGAAAGAGAGAGGUCGUAAAUUGCGCCGGUAUCUGCUCAUCGGACUUGCCACUGUGGGUGGAGGGACAGUAAUCGGUGUCACAGGAGGGUUGGCGGCUCCUCUGGUGGCUGCCGGGGCAGGAGCUGUGCUGGGAGCGGGUGGAGCCGCUGUUCUGGGAUCUGCCACGGGCAUCGCCAUCAUAGCCUCGUUGUUUGGAGCCGCGGGGGCCGGGUUAACAGGCUAUAAAAUGAACAAGCGUGUCGGCGCUAUACAGGAGUUUGAGUUUCUUCCGAUGAGUUCUGGAAAGCAUCUGCAUCUGACUAUAGCCGUGACAGGCUGGUUAUGCAGCGGCAAAUACAGUUCGUUCCAGGCUCCCUGGUCCAGUCUAGGAGCAUGUGGCGAGCAGUACUGUCUGAAAUGGGAGUCGCGUUAUUUAUUGGACCUGGGCUCUAUUCUGGACUCAUUAUGGGACGGGCUUGUUAGUGUCUUUGCUCAGGAGGCCCUCAAAUACACAGUGCUCUCAGGCAUAGUAACCGCUCUGACAUGGCCUGCCUCUCUGCUGGCUGUGGCCAGUGUGAUCGACAACCCCUGGGGAGUGUGUCUGAGUCGCUCAGCGGAGGUGGGGAAACACCUCGCACAGGUGCUCCGGAGCCGACAGCAGGGAAAGCGCCCUGUCAAUCUAAUUGGCUUUAGCCUUGGAGCUCGUGUCAUAUACUUCUGCCUAGAAGAGCUCGCUAAUGAUCAAGGUAGUGAAGGUGUGGUGGAAGAUGUGGUGCUCCUGGGGGCCCCUGUGGACGGCUCCGAGAAAGCAUGGAAGAGACUCUCCAGGGUAGUGGCGGGGAAGAUUGUUAAUGGAUAUUGCAGAGGGGAUUGGCUUCUUGGAUUCCUGUAUAGGAGUUCAUCUGUCCAGCUGUCUGUUGCUGGGCUCCAGCCAAUCAAUUCGCAAGACCGCAAAAUAAUCAAUGUGGAUCUGUCAUCAGUGGUAAAAGGACACCUGGACUACAUGCGUCAGAUGGACACCAUCCUAGUAGCAGUGGGGGUUCCUACUAGGGAAGAGGCUGGAGACAUGAGUAGCAAAUUACAGCUUGUUCAUUUAUCUGAGGAAAAACCAGGCACUCCAGAAUCAGCUGGUCAGAGCAGAGUCAAAGGGGAACCAUCCAUGGACAUUUCAAACAAAGAUAUUUUAGAUGUCCCAUCAUCAAAUGUAGAUCAAUACGAGAGGAAGGACUCUGAGAAUGGCUGGGAUAUCCCUGAUAUAUCCGAUUUACUGGAUUCCAUCAGUGAAUGUGAUGGCAUCCUUGAAUCCUGUCAUGGUAAUGCUCAUUCACAGUGUGCUCUUGGAGGCGAGAACCAUGUUGAACCAUCUCAGGACCAAUGCAAAAUAGACAGAGACAAUGAAAGUAACACAGACUUUGAGCACACGUCAUGGGACUGGGACGACACGAACUGGACUGCUGAACACACAAACACAACCAACCAAUCGCACACUGGAGCACAGAACCAGUUAACCAAUGGCAAACCUGAUUGUUCUGAGCCUAGAUGACAUUUUCAAGGUUCACUCACAGAAUGUGGGUCAGGUCUAGAUGGUAAACCUCGCUCCGAGAAACUCUCCAUGGAGUCACAUUUGCUGCUACCAAGAUGAGGGUUGGGGACUCGAAUUAACACAGUGUUUGAAGGUCGCAUGUGAGACUUUUAGCAGAAGAAGGGUUACCAUCUAGACACCACCCAGAAUAUAAAAUAGCAAUAUAAGCUAGAACCAACUGGAACCUUGGCUUUUUGCAAGUCUGGAAUCGCCUAAUAAUCUCAUUAAGUUAUUACUGGAUAUCAUCUGUAAUUAAUAUCAACACUGCUGAAUGUGAUUUGUGAUAAACUACUAUGUGAAAACUGUCAGUAUUCUGUGUAUACCAUUUGCCCCCUUCAUUAAAAGGGGUUUGUUGUUUAAUUAAGAUGUGAAUUACAGCUCCACAGACAACCCACUUGA
Messenger RNA from Rhinichthys klamathensis goyatoka, 2609 nucleotides. It is a transcript of the gene tmco4, whose product is annotated as transmembrane and coiled-coil domains 4. The record is from RefSeq and is a predicted model, not a curated record. The coding region runs from base 111 to 2171 and encodes 686 amino acids. NCBI's taxonomy places the organism in Eukaryota, Metazoa, Chordata, Actinopteri, Cypriniformes, Leuciscidae. The transcript is spliced from 14 exons.